AUGGAGGAGAAGGCGACGUUUUCAUGCCCAAUCGUGGCGGGUAGUCUCCUAAUUAGCCAACAUAUGGAUGGGAUGAUAGAAUAUGGUGGACGGGUCAACCUUAAUCUUUGCAAUGUCAUCAAAAUACGCCUUUCGAACGAGGUCCUCACUUGUAAUUGCAAAGCGUCUACCAUCGAAUCCAACCCCGGUUCUGACAGCGCCAUUUUCUUUGCUAGCAAGGCGCAGAAAGGCCCGGCCGUAUCUCCUCUCAUUCCUCCCAAAUACACCAACUUUGAGAUUUACAACCUCGCGGAUAAUCUUUUAUCUGUCGACUAUCUGUUCUAUGUACCCUCCACUCAGAACUCGUACAUCAGAUCGCUGAAGAAUUAUCUCGGUUCUAUUGACCUUAGAGGCUCCGGAAACUCCGCUGUGAUGACUCGAAAUGUUUUGUGCAGAAAUCUCUGGAUGCCGCCCUCAUCAGGUGCAACGCGGAAGUCAGCAAAGCUCAUGCAUCUUUCGAGCAAGAACAAGGCUUCGAAAUCACUGGAGACCAGACCUUCAUGCAGUGACACUCUCGACGCUAUCAACUCGGGUCAGAAGCUUCCGGCGCCGAAAGGCAUCAGAUACGUGCCUGAGUACAGCUCUGAUGAUCGCGGCCGACCCAGCAAGAGCUCUAUCGAAAUCAAGAUGAGCGAUGGAAAGAACACCAGUGAGACUCAACUUGGUCAGGAAACGUUGAGAGUUAGCCUCAGUUUCUCCUACGCUCCCUGGGUGUCUUUCGGUACUAGCGGAUCCUCUGGUUACGAGGAAAAGCUUGAUCAAAACAGCUCCGACGAGAAUUAUAUCCAGAUCACGGUGACAUACGAUGAGAUUAGGACUGUAGCUGUCAAUCCUGGAAGCUGGAAUUUUCAAGAUCCAAAAACCAGCUAUCCUCAGCUGAAGCCCAACGCCCCAGACACCGUUAAGGUCCUUGUCACACCCACCCAGCUUGUUAUAGUUAAGAAUCUCGGUUAUAGAAUCAACUUUAGCAACACCAUAAAGUCCACUUUCGAGAAAAAGGUUUUUGACACCACGGAAGCUGAAGGUUACGUUCGCGUCUUUGGAAUUCCAAUCCAAGUUGACGCCGACUUCAACAAGAUUGAUGACAAUACUUCGCACACUGCUACGUGGGAUAGCACCUCCGGCGAGUUCAUCGUCGCGCCAACUGACGAGGGCGAUUUUUUUUCCAUCAUUGCCAUUCGUGGCGGCAAGAUCAAGACGACCUAA
Molecule: messenger RNA, 1245 nt
Organism: Colletotrichum godetiae
Lineage: Eukaryota; Fungi; Ascomycota; Sordariomycetes; Glomerellales; Glomerellaceae
Exons: 7
Coding region: 1-1245 (414 amino acids)
Source: RefSeq, a predicted model, not a curated record